UGUUGCCCUAGGCAGAACAGAACAGUGAGACAAUCAAGGCAGGGCGAAAGGCCAGGGAAGGACAAAGACGCAAGCGCGCACGCAUCAACCAAGGGGGCCCUAGACCCCUCACACUAGGUCGCUGCUGCGUAGCGGCGAAACGACCAACCCUGAACUUUCGAAAUAAGGUAUCACAUGCCCAUAUCGUCCAACAUCAAGCAUCCCCACAUCAUUCCUCGACUGCAUCUAAAGACAUGUACUGCAGUGCCUUCUUACAACGCCAUCAUCGGGCACCACGACACAUGCUAAACCGAUAAUUUGCUCAGUGGGUUGGUUGUCUUUGGUUUUAGAGGGAUCCCAGACGAGUGUGGAUUCAGGAAUCGGAUUUGUGACUCAACACGAGAGAGUUGUUGAGAGGUGCUGAGAGUUGUUUUGAAUUGAGUGGGAUUGAUACGCCAUGGCGGCACUCAAGCAAGCUGCCAGUCUGCGAGGUGUGCAAGGCCGCUCCUGGUUGGACUCAUUGACCUUGACGUCGGGGAAGGCCGAGAAUAUGGCGUCCGUUUCGAUGGGUGCCACUAGGAGGAGUUACCGGAUGGUUGCUGUGCAUGCUGGAGUGUCUGGGGGAAAGGCCGUGAAGCCUGCGCAGGAGUCGCCACAUGAUGGGACGAUCAAAAGCGUUGAGCGCGUGAUAACCGAUGAUGAGUCUCCCAAGCCCGGUUUUCUGAAUGGGCGUGAAGGUUCUGCGGAGGCCACUGUUUCUAUUACUGUUGUGGGUGCUUCGGGAGACUUGGCGAAGAAAAAAAUCUUCCCAGCUUUGUUCGCUCUCUACUACGAAGGCUGCUUACCCAAGCAUUUCACCAUAUAUGGAUUUGCUCGGAGCAAGAUGACGGAUGAACAAUUGCGAGAGUUGAUAUCUGGAACACUCACAUGCCGUAUUGAUCAAAAAGAAAACUGUGGAGACAAGCAAGAGGAGUUUUUGAAGCGGUGUUUCUAUCACUCUGGGCAGUACAGUUCUGAGGAGAGUUUUAGUGAGCUUUCUAGAAAACUGCACGAACAUGAGGGCGGCAGGGUGGCGAACAGGUUAUUUUACCUCUCUAUUCCCCCUGAUAUCUUUGUUGAUGUGGCCCGAUCUUCAAGUAGUGCUGCAUCUUCCAAAAAUGGUUGGACGCGCGUCAUCGUAGAGAAGCCAUUCGGUCGGGACUCAGAAUCGUCAGCAGAACUCACAAAGGGUUUGAAGCAGUACUUAAAUGAAGAUCAAAUUUAUCGAAUCGAUCAUUAUUUGGGAAAGGAGCUCGUGGAGAAUCUGUCAGUACUGCGGUUCUCGAACCUUGUCUUCGAGCCUCUCUGGUCACGUCAAUACAUCCGCAACGUCCAAUUCAUAUUUUCUGAAGACUUCGGAACAGAAGGACGCGGAGGCUACUUUGACAAUUACGGCAUCAUCCGGGAUAUUAUGCAAAAUCAUCUUCUGCAGAUUCUGGCUUUGUUUGCGAUGGAACCUCCUGUCAGUCUGGAUGCUGAAGACAUACGAAACGAGAAGGUGAAAGUUCUUAGAUCCAUGAGAAAACUCGACAUGGCUAAUGUGGUAAUAGGUCAAUACAAGGGGCACGUCCGAGGUGGUGUCAAGUAUCCUGCCUAUAUUGAUGAUAAAACCGUCCCGAACAACAGCAAUACACCCACAUUUGCUGCAGCUGCUCUCUUUAUUGAUAAUGCUCGUUGGGAUGGAGUUCCAUUUUUGAUGAAGGCCGGCAAGGCUCUGCACAAAAGAGGGGCCGAAAUUCGAGUGCAAUUCAGGCACGUGCCGGGCAACCUGUACAAGCGGAGUUUUGGGACAGAUCUCGACAAAGCAACCAAUGAGUUGGUGAUCCGUGUGCAGCCUGAUGAGGCUAUCUACCUGAAAAUUAACAACAAAGUGCCAGGUCUAGGCAUGAGACUGGACCGUUCGAAUCUCAACUUACAUUAUGCCGCAAGGUACGAUAAGGAAAUUCCUGAUGCAUAUGAGCGGCUUAUACUGGACGCUAUUGAGGGUGAGCGAAGGCUGUUCAUCAGAAGCGACGAACUAGAUGCUGCGUGGUCAUUGUUUACCCCACUCCUCAAAGAGCUGGAGAUCCGAAAGGUCUCCCCAGAGCUAUAUCCCUAUGGUAGCCGUGGUCCAGUAGGUGCCCACUAUUUAGCUGCCAAAUACAAUGUGAGGUGGGGCGACAACAGCUUUGAGCCCACUGAGGAUUGAAGCACAUCCCUCCAUGUCUGCAAAUUGAAUUUCCUCAAAACCAUCUAUCAUUCCAUAGAUUAUUUUACUACAACAUCAAAGUACCGUAGGCUAGUCAAGCAACUGGGCUCCUCCUCCCCUCUGUAUACACCCAACUAGUACUGUCCUCAAGCCUGCUAUAAUGGUGCGACACAAAGCGAGUUUUAAAAACUGUGAAGCCACCAAAUCUUGUAGCAGGUGGAACACGGUGACGGGAAAAGAAAAGAAAAGAAAAGAAACUACGGCUCAAGCCGAAACAGAGCUUCCCCCAACCCAUACACAAUGCAAUAUCUGUACAGCUAAUUCUACUCUCCAA
Molecule: messenger RNA, 2540 nt
Organism: Physcomitrium patens
Lineage: Eukaryota; Viridiplantae; Streptophyta; Bryopsida; Funariales; Funariaceae
Product: glucose-6-phosphate 1-dehydrogenase 2, chloroplastic
Biological process (GO): glucose metabolic process; pentose-phosphate shunt, oxidative branch
Cellular component (GO): chloroplast stroma
Molecular function (GO): glucose-6-phosphate dehydrogenase activity; NADP binding
Source: RefSeq, a predicted model, not a curated record